Messenger RNA from Anopheles funestus (African malaria mosquito), 3423 nucleotides. RefSeq lists its product as uncharacterized. The record is from RefSeq and is a predicted model, not a curated record. Gene Ontology annotation, molecular function: protein binding; serine-type endopeptidase inhibitor activity. The transcript has 4 exons. NCBI's taxonomy places the organism in Eukaryota, Metazoa, Arthropoda, Insecta, Diptera, Culicidae. The coding region runs from base 704 to 2764 and encodes 686 amino acids.
AUACACACACGCUUUUUGGGGUGGCGCCCGUUCGUACGGAGGAAAACCGCUCGGUCGGGAGGGGAAGCGCGAAAAUGUUUCAAAAUUUUGUUCACCUUCCCGUGGAAGGUUUAUUCAUUGGCCAACGCUUGCCCGGGACGGUACCCGUGCCGGAAACUUGUUUCGAACGGUUCCUAGUGUUUGGUGACUAAGGGUGGAUUUUUCUUUACAGAAAGAAAGAUUGGUGAAAAAUUAAGAACUUAAAAGUGACAGUGUGUGGUUUAUUUUGUUUCGAAAAGCAAAAAAAGUGUAAAUUCGAAGAAGUACAUUAACCGUCUGAAAAGGAGGUUUAAAUUAAAUCGAACGUGUAACCCAUUAGUAAGGAGUAACAUUAGAAAACUAUUAACACGUCCCCCGGACUGGUGAAAAGUUUGGUGAAAUACGUACCAAUCCGCAUACCAGGAAGCAAAAACGACAGAUUUGUCAGUGACUUGUACGUGCCGCUCGGCGACAGUGUGCAAAAGACGUCCACCAAAAAGGGUGAAGUGGAAAUUAAUUUUCACGUGUGUUACACCGAUCGGAACGUGAGCGUUUGUGAACCUUUGGUGCGAUUUUGUGGCGAAAGGACAUACACACAGGAGAAAAAAAGAACUUCCCACCUGUGUUUCUGGAUAUUAAACGCUCGCCACAAUCUAGACAGCGUUGUGCGUCGUGCAAAAAAACCAUGCGAUCCUUGUGGGUGUUUCUGCUGGUGGCAGCGCCACUAGUGCUGGCCGACGAUAAGCUAAAGAAACCGACACCAGUAGCGUCUGUGGCAUCAUCAUCAAAGAUCGCGGACAGUAUUGCUAGCCCCAGUGUGACCGAGUACAAAAAGACUCUUAUCCGUAAGCCGAAGCGAUCGAAUGGUGAAAUUCCACUGUUGAUCAUUCGACCGGUGGAAAAGCGUCGUAAGAUCUACUUUAAGGAACCGACGGUGAAAAUUGCGUCCGGCGGUGUGGCCACGUAUGGAACCUAUCCUGAGCUACAUACGAGCGACGGUGAAAUGUUUACGCUCGAGCACAUGCUGCCCAUCCUGAGUCUGGAGGGAAUGCUGAAGGGUUUCACCAAGCACGGACCCAACCACUUUGUGCCGUCGCCACAGUUCAAGCCAUCCGACAUCCAUCAUCUGGUGGCACCGCAGAAGACGAAGGAAGAGUACCAUCAUCAGCUAGCACCACUGAAACCGAGCCAGCUGUUGUCCAUCUCGCACAAACCGGCGGAGGCCGUGCCGGCGCAGACGCUACCAUCGCCACCACCACCGAACUACGUACCGGCCGUAAAUUCUGAAGAUCAACUACUGAAACUUGGUCAACCACAGCCUUCCUUUUCACCCCUGGUACAGGAAAAGCCGGCGUUCGUCAAGCCCGAGCAGCUGCCCGCAAGCUUCAACUUCAAGGUCCAGGAAGAGGUCGGCCACUACAAGGUGAACGCGAUCCCGCUGUCGAAGCCAUCCGAGGUACACCAUUCGGCACCGCAUCAUCACUAUCCGACGUCCGGUGGGGCUACCAGCUACGUGGGAAGCCAGGGAAAACAUCAGUCGCAGCCACUCUACAUCCAUGCCGCUCCAUCGCCAUCGACUGAUCACUCCUCCAGCAAGUGGCAGGAGAUCCCCAAGAAACCGCAGGUAUCCGUGUCGACGAACUUCUACCACCCGAAAACGAUCGUGGCCGAACCGGAACAGCCUCAGCAUACGAAAUCUUACGCUCAGGCUCAACAAUCUGUCGCUCCUCAGCAACCUACCGUGCAGACACAUUUGAGUUAUUACUUCCCCAAGGAAGAGUCCGCACCGCAACCGUCAGCACACCAUCAGCACAGUCAUCAGUCGGCAACGUCUUACAGCAAUGUUCAGGCAAGUGCAAGCGGAUCGACCGGAGAACAUCUUGCCGACACACCGGCCGAAAAGCCCAUCCACAAGACGUACAGCUCACACAUUAAGCAGAAGUAUCAGAAGCAACAUCACCAGCAGCCACACGUUUUCAUCCAGAAGUACUUUGAAUUCCCGUCCAAGAGCGGGGCGCACCAGAAGAAUGUUGUCAACGAAUUCCACGGUUCACAUGGCAAUGAAACUUCGGAACAUCAGCAUCUCCCCGAACCGCAGGCCUAUGCUGCCCCACAGUAUUUGCCAUUGCCGCAACCACAAGCCUUGCAUCAACCUCAGCAUGCUCCCGCUAUCACAGGCCCUGGUGCACAAACGUUACACCUGCAACUGCACCAUCCCGUACAUCACCCGGUGCAUCAUCCGAUGCAUCAUCCUGGAGGUCCUGCCCAAAGUUACUGGAAGUUUGGACGCCGCACUCAGGAUGCCGCGGUUAAACCGGUCGUGGAGCAUACCAACGAACCAGAUCACCAUGAUAGCCAGCAUGCCGCUUCCGGGUCGGUGUUGCGUCAGGUAAAGCACACAACAGUGUCGAUAAGUAGCUCAAGCUCAACCGAGACACCGGCUGCUAGCGGCAAUAAGGACACAAAAGAUGGACAGACGGCACAGGAUCGUAUUGAUCAAACGUCACAAUCUUCCAACGGAACUGCCAGUACCAGUGCACCGACACGGACACCGAAACAAAUCCAACACGGAUGUGAACGACGCUGCAUUCGCAAUACCGUCGCACAGGCCUACGAACCCGUAUGUGGAACCGACGGAGUGACCUACUCCAACCGGGGUAAACUACGUUGUGCCCGAACUUGUGGUAACGAUGAUCUCGAGAUCCGAUCGUACGGCGAAUGUUCCACGAACGCACGGAACGCAUAAUGCACCGGGCGGUUUCUCGUAAAGCGGAACAACCGAUUAGCGAUCAUUUCCGCUUUCACUCAGACUCAAUUUCGCCGGGGGGCUGUACACCGAUCGUCUGAUCGGAAAUGAUGCUGCCAAACUGCUAUCAUCCGAAAUCGCUCUUUUGCACGAUAAACGCUCGCACACGCGUGGAGAAAUGGAAAAACAAUAUCGGUUACCAUGGUUACCUUGGUUGAAAUGGGCGCUUUCCUCGCAUUUGUAGCCUUUGGUUUUUGUUUCUUUUAAACCGCUCAGCGAUCGACUAUCGAUCGAUGGAGCUUACGGGAAUGUUACGAUCUAGCUGUGCUGCAGCUGGAGCAGCUUUUUGAUCCAAUUUUGCGAUCGUAGAAGAAGAAAACGUGUUAGUGAUUUAUUUAUUUAUUGGCUCGUUGAGCCGCUGUUUUGUUACUUUAGCUGUUUUUUUCUUCGUUUUGGUUCAAAUUUUGGUUUUUACAAUCAAUUCAUCUACGUCGAAUCGACCCAUCCACACAUGUAGGCUGUAAGAUUAUUUUAAUUACCAAUGCAAUGAGGCUCGGCAAACCAAUUCGCGUUUGUAGCAAGGGGCAACGAAAGCAGAAAUUAUACAUAUAAAUAAAAUGGUGAUGAUUAUCAAAAUGAACGGAGUAAAGAGAAAGAAA